Linum trigynum is the source of this 1376-nucleotide messenger RNA. Lineage: Eukaryota; Viridiplantae; Streptophyta; Magnoliopsida; Malpighiales; Linaceae. The record is from the annotation of a GenBank genome assembly.
AAUCUUGUUUUUCUUCUCCUUGUUCUCUCCUGCUCAACCUAUAUUAUUUAUACAAACUAGUAGUCUUUUAAUCCUUUUGCACUCUCCUUUAAACAAAGUAUUCAUGCCAAGGUAACCUUUUUCGGUCUCAAUUUUCUUCAUCUUCUCCGCUCUCUCUGUAAAUCUAACCUAGCUAGCGCAAGUUUCGGCUUGCGUGAUUUUCUUGCAAUGCAAGAUCCUCUCUUUUCUUUUUUACCAUUUAACCUUUCUUACUAUUAUUAUUAUUAUUAUUCGUGGCAUUAGUUUAGGUUUUAAUUAUUCUUUUUUGGCGGAGUGGAAUAAUUCAUGAAUUUUGUCUCCCGAUUAAUUAAGGAUGCAGAGAAAAGACACAAUCCCUAGCGACGGCGACGGCGACUCAGCCGUCGCUGCAGCCAACGGCGGCGGUGGGGGAGGGAGCCACCCGGCCUGCGCGUCGUGCAAGCACCAGAGGAAAAAGUGCGCGGAGGACUGCAUCCUGGCGGCGGUGUUUCCGGCGGAGAAGACGCGGGAGUUCCAGGCGGUGCACAAGGUGUUCGGCGUGAGCAACGUGAUCAAGAUGAUGCGGCGCGUGGAGGCACGGGACAGGGAGCGGGUGGCGGAGUCGCUGAUCUGGGAGGCGGCGUCGAGGGAAAACGACCCCGUUUUGGGCGCCCUGCGGCAGUUCCAGCGGCUGCAGGAGGAGAAGCAGCAGCUGGAGAAGGAGCUCGGCCUCUACAAGUGCCUACCUCACCACAACGGCCAUCAGAUGGUCCGGCCGCAAGGCCACGGCGCCGGCGUGAUGUACAACAAGCAAGCCCCCUCACAGCCGCCGCCGCCGCCGCUGCCGGGUUCUUGGAGUACUAACGGUGUCAGUGGCAACGGCAAGGUUGUGAAUGGCAAUGGGCAUACCAACAAUAUAUUGCAAGGGAGUUUUCCCACUAUGCAUAACACUAACAAUAAUAAUAAUAAUAGUAGUAGUAAUCAUCACGGGAAGAUGAUUAACAACAAUAAUAAAGUGGAGGAACCCGCCGCUGUUAGUUCGUUUAAGACUCGACAAUCACCGCAGCAGCAUCUUCUGCACCAUCAGCAGCCGCCGCAGUUCCAUCACCCUCAAUUCUACCAGCUAGACCUUCCUGUUCCAGGCCACUUUGCUGCAUAUAAUUUUAACGGCGGCCAAGCCAUGGAGAAUAAUCCAUAGGAGGGGAUCGACGAUAUAUAAGAAGGAAGAUGAUGACAUGAUAAUGUUUGGUUGUCUUCAUUUGCCCAAGAGAUGUCGGGCUUUUGGCCGAUGUAUGUGUAAUAUAUAAUCCUCGUGGAGCUAGCUAUUGCUAUAAUUAAGUAGAUGGCAGGAAGGAGCCAAAUUAAAUUAGGAUGUCAGC